Messenger RNA from Uloborus diversus, 1752 nucleotides. Its product is annotated as glucose dehydrogenase [FAD, quinone]-like. Lineage: Eukaryota; Metazoa; Arthropoda; Arachnida; Araneae; Uloboridae. Gene Ontology annotation, molecular function: flavin adenine dinucleotide binding; oxidoreductase activity, acting on CH-OH group of donors. The coding region runs from base 1 to 1752 and encodes 583 amino acids. The record is from RefSeq and is a predicted model, not a curated record. The transcript has 10 exons.
AUGAGUUAUCCUCUGCAAAGACCGUAUUCAACUCCAGCCAACAGUACUGUUUUGCUACCACUGUUGCUUCUUUCACUUGCUAGGCAACGCCAUUCUCCAAAAACUGCAACAAAUAUUAGAACUGAAUAUGAUUUUGUAAUUGUUGGAGCUGGAUCGGCUGGAUCCGUCGUAGCCAAUCGGUUAUCAGAAAUAUCCUGUGUCAACGUUCUUCUUCUCGAAGCUGGUCCGCCACCUUCCAUACUCACCGAAGUGCCGGGUUUCACGCGGGAAGCUUCCUUUACAAACCUUGAUUGGAAUUACGUAACAACUCCUCAAAAAAAUACUGGACGAGGUAUCAUUGGAAGGCAAUUUUUGUAUCCAAGAGGAAAAGCUUUAGGAGGCACAAGCAUUAUGAACGGCAUGGUUUAUAUUCGUGGCAAUAAGCACAACUAUGACGAAUGGGAAGCACAAGGCGCAACUGGUUGGAGUUAUAAGGACGUCUUGCCCUACUUCAAGAAAAUGGAAGACAAUCGGAACGUUGAUGUAGUGUCCAAUGGAUAUCAUGGCGUUGGAGGACCAGUGACUGUAGAGCGACCAUGGUAUCGUGGAGAGGUUAAAAUUCCUCUGAUUAAAUCAGCUAUAGAAUUGGGAUACCACUUCAGAGAUGUUAACGGUCAGCUACAAACAGGAUUUAAUGAUCAUCAGGCGUUCAUGCGGGACGGUCAAAGAUGCAGCACUGCCAAAGCUUACCUAGUUCCAGCUGAAAACAGGACAAAUCUCCACAUCCUUCCAAAUGCCAUGGUUCGAAAGGUCAUAAUAAAAAACAAGCGUGCCGUUGGUGUGCUGUUUGACCACAGUGGUGAUACUUAUGAAGUGCGGGCUACGAGAGAAGUCAUUCUUUCAGCGGGUGCCAUCAAUACCCCUCAGAUCCUUAUGCUCUCUGGAGUAGGUCCCAGAAAAGAACUGGAAAGACAUAAGAUCAAAGUCGAAGCCGACCUGCACGUGGGGAUGAAUUUACAGGAUCACAUUGGUCCUACCCAAGAAUUCGUGACAGAUGCUUCAAUUCCAACCUAUGCUGAAAAACUCAGAGAUCCAAACAAUCUUGUGUAUGAACAAGUAUAUGAGCCGUAUGAAAAUAAACCUUUAAUCACUUGCCUCGUUUACCUACUGCAGCCCAUAAGUCGUGGACGAGUAACUCUAUAUUCCACAAAUCCAUACGAUGCUCCACUCAUCGAUCCAAACUAUUUUAGCGAUCCUCGAGACCUGUACAGUGUGGUCGAAGGACUCAAAUCCUGUAACCGGAUUGGAAAAGGAUCAUACCUGAAAGCUCUUGGAUUCCAACCUAUCAGUACCCUUUUUCCUGGAUGCGAAAAAUAUGCUUCCAACCAAGAGCUGUAUUUCAGGUGCCAAGCAAGAACAUCGGUCAUACCACUUUAUGACGCAGUUGGAACAGCAAAAAUGGGUAACCCAGCAGACCCAUCUACUGUCGUCGACCCUUACUUAAGAGUGAAACUCAUAAAAGGACUACGUGUAGUUGAUGCAUCUAUUAUGCCAAUAAUCCCAUCAGGAAACAUCAAUGCUCCUACAAUCAUGAUUGGGGAAAAGGCCUCCGACAUCAUCAAGAGCUCAAUUCAGUGCGAGGAGUACGACAAUAACGAACCUGAAUAUGAUGACGAUUUUGCCACAUACGAAUACAAAAAGGCAGCUGAAAGGGCAGAAAACCGAGCGUAUAGGAUACCGAAAUAUAACUCCAGACAAUUCCGAGGAAUAUAG